AUGGAUGGCCCUCGCUAUUCCAAUGGGCAUGAAGCUGUUGGGAUUCCGUCCCGCCAGAGGCCUUCGUUUUCAUCUAUGAGAACCGGAUCAACAGCUACAACUUUGACCUCGGAUAUGGUGCUUGAACAAAACAACACUGAACCCUAUGCUGGAGCAACUUUCGAGACCGUUCCUAGUUCAAUCGUUUCGUUCCACCAUCCACAUUCUCUUCAAUCCAGUAACCUUCUAGGGAGCUCUAUCUCGCCUAGCGCAGCUGGACUAAGGGGACGUAGAUCAACUGAAGAGGAAUAUCUGAUUCGCUCUCCAACUCGAUCUAGGAGCUCCUCACACAACCGUCAUUUCAAAUUCUUUACGGAGGACCAAAUCACCAAUGCUGAAGGUGCCUCGACAUUGGAACACACCGACUACGAUACACAUUGGGAUUCUGUACCGGCUUAUGAACAACAUAGACUACAGGAUUUUAGAUUUGGCUCUCAGCGGUCUUCACUUCUCAGCCGAUCUCCAAGGUCAUCAUUUUCCAACGGCAGCUACUAUGGCUCGCUGCGAGAGAGAGGUCGUUCAUUAUCUAGAUCAUCGAAACAGCGACCUCAUCGUGAGCUUCCCAUAGAGACUUAUAGUCCUUCGGUCUAUUCUAGUGCAAGUCCUUCACGGUACAGCUUGAGGGACAGAGUCCCCUCUGAAGUUGAAGAUCGGGCUGAUGGGAGCUUAGAUGAGCGUUCCGAUCAUUCUGUCCAAUCUUCGAGAAGCGAGGGUUCAAAUGAAUCAAGAGACGAUCAUUCCGGACAAGAUGAUUCUCAUGCACAUUACAAGAAGUCCAGUGCGCACGCUGAAUUCCUCAAGCCACAAUACCAUGAGAAGUUCUUUCAGGAUCUUCCACCAUUGGAAAACCAUCAGAGAUUUUACAUCGCCGAGGAGGACCUUGUCAUUGGUAUUGGGGGUUACAGGACUUCUGCUUUCAGAUUUCUAAUCUACAGGUUACUAUGUUUGAUGACAUUUGGGUUGUUUUAUCUAGUGAUGAGGUGGCUGCCUCAUUACAAAGUAAGACUAUAUGGUGUCAAAGUUCCUUUGGCCAAAGCCGAGUGGGUAGUUGUAGAAAGCGAAUUUGGUGAUUUCAACUGCAUCAACGUCAAGAGAGAUUGGUACAAUAGGCCGAUGAGCACGCUCUUACCUUUUUCAACUCCUCGAAUGAAUGAGGUUAAUAACAGCAGUGCAUCAAUCAAUAUGCAUCGUACAAGUGACCUAAAUCCUAUAUUACCUAUUCUCAUAUCUUUUGAGUAUAGAUACAUCACGUUCAUUUAUUCACCUUUAGAGGACAUCUACAAGACUAAUAAUAAUUGGGCUGAUCCCGAUUGGGUCAAUCUAGCUUCUGUCAACCGCGGUCUUACCAAAGGUGUUUGGGAAGAUCGUGUCUUAGCUUUUGGAAAGAAUCAUAUUAAUCUGAAGGUGAAGACAACUUCACAAGUUUUUUUUGAUGAAGCUUUACAUCCCUUCUACGUGUUCCAGAUCUUUUCAAUCAUUCUAUGGUCUCUCGACGCCUAUUUCUACUAUGCGGCAUGUAUAUUCCUGAUCUCGCUGCUGUCUAUUGUUGAUACUUUGAUUGAGACUAAGAAGACUUCCCAAAGAUUGGCUGAGAUGUCUUAUUUCAACUGUGAAGUGAGAGUUUUCAGAGAUGAGUUCUGGACUCAUGUGAGCUCUAACGAGUUGGUCCCUGGCGAUGUUUAUGAAGUUUCGGACCCAGCUUUAACUAUCUUUCCUUGUGAUUCUAUCCUUCUUGCCGGUGACUGCAUAGUGAAUGAAUCCAUGUUGACAGGGGAAUCAGUUCCAAUCUCUAAAAUACCCGCUAACCAGAAGACUAUGCAUCAGCUCUUGGAGGACUUUCAGAACACUCAAAUUUCGAGCAACGUUUCUAAAUCCUUCUUGUUCAACGGAACCAAAAUAAUCAGGACACGGAUACCUCACGGCCAAUCUGCAGCUCUUGCCAUGGUUGUGCGCACAGGGUUCUCUACAACAAAAGGUUCUCUUGUACGUUCCAUGGUUUUUCCUAAACCAACUAGUUUCAAGUUUUACGAGGAUUCUUUCAAAUAUAUUGGCUUCAUGGCAAUUAUUGCAAUGUUAGGGUUUUCUAUUAGCUGUGUUCGUUUCAUUCAGAUCGGACUCGACAAGAAAACCAUGCUUUUGAGAGCAUUGGAUAUCAUCACCAUUGUAGUCCCACCAGCUUUGCCAGCAACGUUGACCAUUGGCACAAACUUUGCAUUGAGUAGAUUGAAGAAGAAAGGGAUCUUCUGUAUAUCUCCGACAAGAGUCAACGUGUGCGGGAAAGUAGAUGUCAUGUGUUUCGAUAAAACGGGUACUUUGACAGAAGAUGGCCUCGACAUCCUAGGUGUACAUGUGUCAGAACCUUGUUCGCACAACAGUUUCACAUUCAGUGGUCUGAAGAAGAGUGUUGAUAAAAUCUUUCCCAAGUUUUCUCUGAAUGAUUGCAACUCUCCAUCAGAUUUUAGGGCUAAGAGCUUUCUGAUUUCCUUGCUAACAUGUCAUUCUUUGCGGUUGGUUGAUGACGAAUUGCUCGGAGAUCCUCUGGACUUUAAAAUGUUUCAAUUCAGCGGUUGGUCGUACGAGGAAGACUUCCAGAAACACGAAUUUCAUUCCAUGUAUGAUCAAAGGCACGAAGGCGAUAUCUUCCCCGAAAACGCUAACAUUAUACCCGCAGUCGUACAUCCCAACGGUAAUAAUCCAGAUAAUCGUUUCACAGAUAAUGACCCUCACAAUUUCUUGGGUAUCAUAAGGAGCUUUGAGUUCUUAUCUGAGUUGCGUAGGAUGAGUGUUAUUGUCAAACCCAACAGUGAUAAUGUUUAUUGGUCCUUUACCAAAGGUGCGCCUGAAGUCAUCGCAGAAAUUUGUAACAAAAGUACGUUACCCAAAGACUAUGACUCAGUUUUGCACCAUUACACGCAUUCAGGUUAUAGAGUUAUAGCCUGUGCUGGGAAAACUUUACCCAAGCGCACAUGGCUAUACUCUCAAAAGGUGAGCAGAGAAGAGGUUGAAAGUAAUUUGGAGUUCUUGGGAUUCAUCAUCUUUGAAAAUAAACUGAAAACAACUACAUCGGCUACAUUAGACACUUUGCGCGACGCAAAUAUCAGGACCAUCAUGUGUACUGGUGAUAAUAUCUUGACCGCCAUUUCCGUUGGUAAAGAAUCAAGACUAGUGCAUACCGAAAAUAUUUAUGUUCCAAGUUUCGUCGAUGAACCCAGAUCGGGAGCGCCACAAUUAGUGUGGUACGACGUCAACAACAGUGAAAGUGUCUUGGACACACGGACUUUGAAACCUGAGGUAAAUACGAAUGAUUAUUCGCUUGCCGUUACAGGUGAAGUAUUUCGGUUGUUGUUUAGGGAAGAUAGCGGCAUAUCAGACGCUUACAAGGAGGAGGUAUUGCUCAAAGCUUCAAUCUAUGCGAGAAUGUCUCCUGAUGAAAAGCACGAAUUGAUGGAACAAUUGCAGAAACUGGACUAUGUGGUUGGUUUCUGCGGUGAUGGUGCUAACGAUUGUGGUGCAUUGAAAGCUGCUGAUGUUGGUAUAUCGCUAUCGGAAGCAGAGGCAUCUGUGGCGGCACCGUUUACGUCUCAGAUCUUUGAUAUCAGUUGUGUGUUGGAUGUUAUCAAAGAAGGUCGUGGAUCAUUAGUCACUUCGUUUGCAUGUUUCCAAUACAUGAGUCUUUACUCUGCAAUUCAGUUCAUCACCGUUACUAUAUUGUACUGUCGUGGUUCGAACCUUGGUGAUUUCCAAUUUCUUUACAUUGAUUUAUUACUGAUCAUCCCGAUCGCGAUCUUUAUGUCCUGGUGCAAGCCAUACCAUAAAAUCGUUAAGAAACGACCAUCUGCUAACCUUGUUUCGCCAAAGAUUCUAGUACCUCUAGUGUUGAGUAUAAUUAUCUGUGUUAUUUUCCAGGCUGUUCCCUGGCUUCUAGUACAAAGGAAGAGUUGGUACAAGAAGCCUAUCAUUGGUGGAGACGACACUGUAGAAUCAUCCGACAAUACUGUUCUAUUUUUCGUCUCGAAUUUCCAAUACAUUUUAACCGCUGUUGUGCUAUCGGUAGGUCCGCCUUAUAGAGAACCCAUGUCGCAAAACAAAGGCUUCAUCAUGGACAUUCUAAUUUCUGUGCUCGUGAGCAUAUCCCUGAUGUUCGUGUGGCCCGAAUCGUUCUUGGGGAAGUUAUUCCAGUUAACCAAAAUCUCAAAUGGUUUCAGGGUAUUCAUCGUGCUCUGGUCAGCAUUGAAUUAUUACUGUUUGAUGUACAUUCCAAACAAGACAAAAGGUUAUUUCAAGAAACGCAGAAGCAAUAAGAAGUACAAGAACAUUUUAAAAGAGCAAAAUAUAUCCUUUGUAGUAUGA
Torulaspora delbrueckii is the source of this 4389-nucleotide messenger RNA. It is a transcript of the gene YPK9, whose product is annotated as putative acid anhydride hydrolase. Gene Ontology annotation, molecular function: P-type ion transporter activity; ATP binding; ATPase-coupled monoatomic cation transmembrane transporter activity. Gene Ontology annotation, biological process: intracellular calcium ion homeostasis. The coding region runs from base 1 to 4389 and encodes 1462 amino acids. Gene Ontology annotation, cellular component: membrane. The transcript has a single exon. Lineage: Eukaryota; Fungi; Ascomycota; Saccharomycetes; Saccharomycetales; Saccharomycetaceae. The record is from RefSeq and is a predicted model, not a curated record.